AUGGAUGCAUCGAACACUCUUGAACUUCAGUUCGAGCAGAUAGGCUUCGACAACCAGAAGGGCUUAUGUUUCUGGACUUCCAGUCUCCUUGAGAAUUUCAUGACAAAGGAAAAGGUUGGGGAGAUUUUACGCGGCGUCAACGGUGGUGAAGUCGAACAGCAUCUUGCCAGCAUCAUGCCGGAGAAGGCAGACACUGGUAAGGAGUGCCUUAAGCUGUUCACAAUUCUCCUUCUGUUCGAUCACACUCAAUGUAUUGGAGAGUUUAUCAAACAGGACCUCUGCGAUACACAUCUACCGCUGUUCAAGGGCAAGGAAGGUCGCCUCACCAUCCCAACGAGCGGGGGAAAGACUGUGCGAGCUUGUUGCAGGAAAUGGCGCUAUCUUGAACACCUUUUCUACAUCUACCAGUGGCGUCUACUCGUCCCUUUCUUUAGCUUCAAUGAGAAAGGUGCGCCGAAACACUAUCCAUUGCAUGUCGACACCAUGCUGCCCUGGGCCCCGCUCGAUGAGGCAGAGGUGUUUGAGAGGAAGGGAGGCUUUGGCACGGUCGAACGACGGAAAAUGCACGACAACUGUCACGGUCUUGGCAUGCGCCUAAGAGCUAUCAAGACUUCCGCUCCUGAAAGCUACACAUACUUCGCAGUCAAGAAACUUGACCAAGUACACUUCAAGCAGGAAAAACUCAUGCUAGAUCGGCUCGUCCGCAAUGGCAUCAAACACAACCAUCUCAUCUCGCUUCUGACGUCAUACGACGUUGACAAGCGCGACUACUAUCUUGUCUUUCCUUGGGCAGAUUGCAACCUUGAAGAGUUCUUCAAGAACGAGUCUCAGAUCACUAAGAACGGCAGCAUUGACGCCGGUGUGAUGCAAUGGUUCUCCCACCAAGUUUUCGGCAUCAUACAAGCGUUGAGUGUUCUACAUGACCCCAAACUCAAUCCCACGCCAGACGCGGGUGAAGAGCCACCGAUAGGAUAUGGGAGGCAUGGAGAUAUCAAGCCAGAAAAUAUCCUAUGCUUCACUCCUCGGGAUGGCUCGAAUGGUGGUAGUAUUGAACGACGCACUCUAGUCAUCAGCGACUUGGGCAUUGGAGAAUUUCAUGGCACCGCGAGCCGAUCCAACUUACCCAAUCAGGGUAUUCCUCACACUCCCGACUAUCGUCCUCCAGAGUGCGAUCUCGACGGAGGUACCGUUUCCAGAUUGUGGGACAUCUGGACCAUUGGCUGUCUCUUCCUCGAGAUGGUCUGCUGGUUGCUCGAGGGGCACGACUCACUGACGGAAUUCGAGAAAAAGCGGUCCUCGUUCUUUUUGUACGGGGACCAAUCUAAAGAUAGGAAAGUGGCGACGUUUUUCGACAUACAGGUGGAGGAAAACUCGGAUCCGCAUUCUGCAGAAUACAUUAUCAUGGUAAAGGACGCAGUCACGAAGCGAAUCAGCGACUUGCACGACUCUGAGUUAUGUACAAAGUAUAUUCACGACCUCCUCAUGCUGAUACAGGUCGACAUGCUUGUCGUCAUGUCGCCGAAGCACACGAGACAGACAUCUCAGAUGCUGUGCAAAAGAAUCUCCAAGAUGCAACAAAAGGCCAAAUGUGACAGGUCUUACCUCACGGCGAAGUGUCCCUGCAAAAAAGCCCAUAUAGGACCUCCGAACAUCCGGGCAAAGCUCAGCAAGAACGCCACUGACACGAUAUCGAAGCUGAAUCUACGACCAAGCUUCGCCACGUAUACACCACGCUCUGCAUCAAGAUCUACUACGCAUGAAACACGCCGGCCAUCAACUCCAGUGCAAGUUUCCAAUGAGCAGCUCAACAAGCUGCAGAGACAUUGACGGGCGACGAAUCGCGAAUGAGUGUGCAAGGAGGUUUCUUUCGCGUCACGAACAAUCGGCAGAGGAGGCGAACGCAGCCGAAAGGGGGUUUUCAAUGAAUGCAAGGUAGUUUCUGAAUGUAUCGAAAGGAAUGUUGUCGUUUUGUAUUAGUGACUUUGUACUUGGUCCGAUGCACCGUGGGAGGCCUUCCAUUUGGGUAAUAGUUCUUCCAACCACUUAAGUCAAGUUACCCUCACGCUAUUCACGUAGUCAACUGAGUCAAUCCACGUGAUAGAGCUAUUUUGGUUAACGAGCCAAUACCUACAUCAC
Messenger RNA from Ilyonectria robusta, 2136 nucleotides. RefSeq names its product kinase-like domain-containing protein. Gene Ontology annotation, biological process: peptidyl-threonine phosphorylation; peptidyl-serine phosphorylation. Lineage: Eukaryota; Fungi; Ascomycota; Sordariomycetes; Hypocreales; Nectriaceae. The transcript is spliced from 3 exons. The coding region runs from base 1 to 1827 and encodes 608 amino acids. The record is from RefSeq and is a predicted model, not a curated record. Gene Ontology annotation, molecular function: ATP binding; protein serine/threonine kinase activity.